Molecule: messenger RNA, 528 nt
Organism: Cylicostephanus goldi
Lineage: Eukaryota; Metazoa; Nematoda; Chromadorea; Rhabditida; Strongylidae
Source: the annotation of a GenBank genome assembly
UUGGCUUCUUUUGCACAGUCAGUUGCUGUGAUUGGAUGUGUGUCUUACGCUGGCUACCGUUUUCUACGUUCUUUUGUUUUACCUCGGUUCUUUGAUAUUCCUGAUCCAGCAACUGAGGAAGUGCGGCAGCUUCAGGGACAAGUUAAUGAACUACAAAAUUCAAUCAAGUUCGUCUUGGAUAGUGUCUCCCAAACUACAUCAAUGUUAGCGGCACAACAACAAGAGAUCAGCAAAGCCUUACUGUCUGUCAGUCAACGGGACACCGACAUCAGUAAAGUGGAGACUGGUAUAUCUACCAUAAAGAGCUUGCUGCUAAGCCAUAACAAUUUUGCGCCUAUUCUCGCUCCGACAGCUACGUCUGCCAAGCUACCAAGCUGGCAACAAGUAUGUAAAGUAUCUCUUCAACUUACUGCAAGCGUUGAAUGCUGUUGUGUUUCUUUAGGCGGAGUCAUCGUCCUCGGCUCCUGCUACAACCUCAGGUUACACGACACCUCCCGCAAACUUCAGAGAGAAUUUGGACGAACCUGA